Plasmodium malariae is the source of this 354-nucleotide messenger RNA. Its product is annotated as conserved Plasmodium protein, unknown function. NCBI's taxonomy places the organism in Eukaryota, Apicomplexa, Aconoidasida, Haemosporida, Plasmodiidae. The record is from RefSeq and is a predicted model, not a curated record. The transcript is spliced from 3 exons. The coding region runs from base 1 to 354 and encodes 117 amino acids.
AUGUACACAUUCGUAAAAAAGGUUUCUAAAUGCUUUGCUAGCGGAUUCUCCUGGUGUAAAAGUUUCAGUUAUCGUAAAUUUUUUAAUGAAGAUUAUUUUUGGACGAAAGCAAACGUUGGACCAUUUUUCAUCGGUCUUAUAACGGCACCCUACUGGUUUUCAGCUUUAAAAAAUAUAUACUGGACGUUGCGUUAUGAACAAUUAAAUAAACAAGAAAUAUUAUCUGACAGAUUUACAUGGUUAUACGAAAGAAUGCUAGAAGACGAAGUACAUAAGACUCUCUUACAGAAGUUACCAUCAUAUAAUUUUAAAAAUAAUGGUCCAGAAAAUAUACUAGGGCCAAGCAAAAUAUGA